AUGAGUACUGGCAGUCAACCCCAUGGCCAGCUGGUGCGUCUCCGCGCCCUCACCCCAUCACAGCUCCCUGCCCACCCGGACCUGGCAGCAUUGCAAGCCGGCGCUCCGGCAUUGCCAGACCUGGAAACCUUCAUCACUAGCAUCUUGACUGAGGCCUCGACUUUUAUGACCGACUACCUACCAAACAACUUUGCCAUCAAGGACCGCUCGAAGAAAUCUCCGCCCGCAAAGGCUACCAUCCAACUUCUGGCUCACGAGAUCCCUGCUCAGCAAUUGGGUCCCAAUGCACACGACGAGGCAUGGUUUGCACGUACAAGUCUUCACGAAAACAAGAAGGAAUUAGGCACUGCCAACUGGGACGAGUUCGAAGCUGGUAUUCUUGAUGACCACAGUCUGCACGAGUCACAAUACACUCCGGACGUGUUUGAUGCCCACAAAGUUCUAUCCUGGGAUCCAAAGUUGGCCGAGAAGCAAGCCAAGGUUGGCAAUUGGGUAAAGGUUGGCCUGAACAUCUUUGAGAUGGGCCAUCAUAUCCCACCUCCUUUGGACAACCGCGCCUUCCCGGUGCUUGUUGUUACAGCUCGCUCGGCUGGUCCCAAUAACCCAUCCUUCCUGGUCGUUCAGAUUCCGGUCGACAUCACGAAGCUUGACAAGGCAAUGUACUCCACACAGAAGAACAAGCUUGCAGGUGACACUGCCGAAAAGAAGAAGCCUGUCACCCUUGGCCAGUACGUCAGCAUUGAGCGCUGUACCAUGGUCGAAGAUAUCAAUGUAAAGUGGCAGAUGGCUACAGCCAGCGAUGCGAAGGGCAACCUACCAAUGUGGGCACAGAAGAUGGGCAUCCCCGCUGCUAUCAUCAAGGAUGUCGGUCUCUUCAUUGACUGGAAUGAUAAGAAGAGAGGAUGA
Messenger RNA from Aureobasidium uvarum, 906 nucleotides. The record is from the annotation of a GenBank genome assembly. Lineage: Eukaryota; Fungi; Ascomycota; Dothideomycetes; Dothideales; Saccotheciaceae.